AUGUCCACAGCAGAAGUCUUCAGUGCUCUGGGCACUCCUGCACGAACAGCUGCACGCGUGCUCCUCGCACCACGCUAUAUUUUCAACGGCUUUGCGCCGCUCCGGGUCUGGAACGCGAAUGCGUAUGCACAAGCGCGGUACGGGCCGCUGUACAAGUACCGCUUAUGGCUGCUGUUUGACUGUCGGGAUCUCGAGGUUUUGGAGAAGAUACUGAAUGAAGGGAGUGAUGACGAUGUAUUGAGGAUGCGAGAGGCGAAGAUGGAACAGUUUAAACUCGUGGCUUUGGUCGGCGCCCUUCUCGCAACUUUGGCUUUACAAGCACUCUCCAUGCCGCUCCUGGCGGAAACUACCUUCAUUGUGAGAUCGAGCUUUACCGUUAGCACCACGCUUUCCCUGCUCGCCACCUUUUUUACUUGCAUUCAGCAGCGCGAGCUGGGCGUUGUGUACAAAGCCUCGUCCUUUCGUAUGUGGCUUUCAAACGGCAUCCGGUAUACCAAUUCUUCGAACCAGGUCGUCCUCCAGUCCUCUUUGGCUAGCCUAACUUUGAUGGAAGCACCUUACGAGUUGAUCAGUUUGGCUGUUGCCAAUUUCGUUGCAGGCAUGGCGGCUUACAUGUGGGAUAUUUACAAGCAACGGUUGGAACUACAGAAAGAGAGUGGAUGGGCGCAGAGUGUGGCGAUUGUUGUGUACUUUGCGUUUGGGACGGGGUUUGCGUUUGCCAUGUUUCCGGUUUUGUUGGGGAGUAAGGAUCGGGAGGUAAAGGCUGCGGCGGCGGAGGAGCGUGCAGAUGUGGAGAUGGGUGUUAUAGCAGCGAGGAAGGAGAUGCGGUGGGAGGCCAAAGCAGAAUCGGAAUCCCGCGGCAGACGGUCUUGUUAACGCUGUAGGGAGGUGGGAUCAUUCGGAAGCAGGAUAUAGUACUAUCGUAGCGUAUUUACUGGCUAUAGAACAAUAGCAGAUGUAUAUUCAACAGGGA
Pyrenophora tritici-repentis Pt-1C-BFP is the source of this 973-nucleotide messenger RNA. Its product is annotated as Atrophin-1 multi-domain protein. The record is from RefSeq and is a predicted model, not a curated record. Lineage: Eukaryota; Fungi; Ascomycota; Dothideomycetes; Pleosporales; Pleosporaceae.